AUCAAUGAAGUAAUAAGAGAAAGGUUGAUAUACAAAGUUAUGCGACUGGCUGCAGACGAAAAUGUUGACUGAGAAACUAGGAACGAUAUACUCUGUAAUAAUUUUGUUGAGAGUUGGAAGUCGCUGAGUAGCUAUGUUUGAUUAAUUUUAGAAAGACAGAAUCACAAUGUCAAGGGUUUAUGAUAGCUGGGAGAAAUUGGUCGGUGCUGUUCUCGACAGGGAGGAGCUCCGCCGACUUGCUCUUUGCGACAGCUUCACCACCUCCAAUUAUUCCGAUCACAGCUCGCGCUUCAGUUUCGACUCCUCCGCUGCAUCUUCCGGACGUAACAAUUUCUCGUACCCCAUUGCACGGCCCAUAGAGUUGAAAGAGAUUAGAAAAGCGACAGAAAACUUUCGACCAGCCAUGUUCAUAGGGCAAGGAGUCAUGUGUCAAGCUUUUAGAGCAUGGAUUGAUGAGCACGCCCUCGUUGCUUCAAAGCCUGGAUCUGGAAUGGCUGUUACAGUUAAGAAAUGGUGUAAUUACUUGGAAAGACAUCAGGAUUGGUUGAAGAAAAUCGAUUACUUGGUGCAACUUCGUCAUCCAAAAUUGGUUAACCUUGUUGGGUACUGUACGGAGGAAGACAACAUGAUGUUGGUGUACGAGUUCAUGCCCAACGGAAGCUUGAGUGAUCACUUGUUCACAACUCAAAACCAAUCACUUCCUUGGACAAGGAGAAUCAGAGUUGCUCUAGAUGUUGCUAGAGGGCUGUGCUACUUGCACGACAGAGAUAGACCAAUCAUACACCGAGAUUUCAAGCUUGAUAACAUUUUUCUAGAUUGGGAACUGAAUGCCAAGCUAUCUAACUACAGUUACGGUACAGAUGAUCCUACUGGUGAAAAGGCUUGCGUGGGAACUCAUCAAGUAUUCGUUGCACACGGCUAUACUGCACCUGAAUAUACAUUGAAAGGUCACCUGACUACAAAGUCGAACGUAUACACCUUUGGAGUUGUUCUACUAGAAUUGCUGUCUGGCACUCUAGCAUCAAAUCUGAACUUGGGAAAAUCGUAUUUUGGUACAAAGUCAAGAUUGUUGCAGAUUAUCGACGUCAGAUUAGGCGGCCAGUAUUCUCAUGAUGCAGCGUAUGAAGUUGUGAAGCUGGCGUUGAAGUGCCUUAACCAAGAUCCAAAAGCAAGGCCAAGAAUGGCUGAUGUUGUGGUUGCACUACAGCAGCUCCAAGGCCACGAGCCUGUACAAUAAGCAGCAGCCUACACGGCCAAUACCUCCCGUGAUGGCUUAGUGUAUGGUUGCAGAGUUAGCUCGCCAUUGCCUGAGCACGGGACCAACGAAUGCCCGUAAACUGUCACCAACGGAGAACGCGAUCUUCAACUGUGUCACAAAUGGAGGCCUCGAUUUCUCCGACGACUUGAAGAUGAAAUAUCUGGAAAAGAAUUUAUUAGUAUUAGUGAUUGUUGUGUAGCUGAAAAGAAUGUUAACCAUUUAACAGUAGUAUUUGAUUUAUUUUCUGGAAUCUUAUGUCAACCUAUAUAGAAUAAAAUGUGUAUAAGAUUGAAUAUGAAAUUGCUGGUUUCUCAACUAGCUACCUGUUUAUCAAAUUCAAGCUACAAACAAGCAAGAUUCUACUG
This is a messenger RNA of Salvia miltiorrhiza (redroot sage), 1623 nucleotides long. Its product is annotated as probable serine/threonine-protein kinase PBL3. NCBI's taxonomy places the organism in Eukaryota, Viridiplantae, Streptophyta, Magnoliopsida, Lamiales, Lamiaceae. The transcript has 6 exons. Gene Ontology annotation, molecular function: protein kinase activity; ATP binding. Gene Ontology annotation, biological process: protein phosphorylation. Bases 167 to 1237 code for a protein of 356 amino acids. The record is from RefSeq and is a predicted model, not a curated record.